UUCUUGGACCCGGAACAUAAACCCUAACUCCUCUGUGAGUUACAAACGCAUGGAUUUACUGGGAGCAAACUCUGAAUCAGAGGGAAUGAUUAAAGAGGGAAGAACCACAGCCUUGGUAGAAGGAAUGCCAAGCCAGAACGACAGAAGAGUGCAAUCACAAAGGUUGAGAAGGAGGGAGGAGAAGAGGGGAAUAACAGAGGAGAGAAAGAAGAGGGUUGAGAGAUGGAGAGGAGUGAAGGGGCGAAUAAGCUGGGUGCUGCCAAAGUCCAGCGUCCAUGGCGUUUCCAAGGAAACAACAGUACACUAAGUUCACCAAGGAAAAAGUGAACUCACUGGAGGCAGCACUGAGAAAAUAAAACGACACUGUGGAGCACAAAAUCAGGUACAACUCACCUAGUGGGCACAUGCCACUUGUGAGUCCCGGGUUCAUCAAAUGGAGGAUCACGUGGACACGGCAGGGACCGGAAGUGGUUCUGUAGCCAUGGUGACAGACUCGCCAGGUAGUGACCCGGACUUGGAGCUGCGGGUCCUGUGUGACAGAGUGAAGGUCUUGGAGCAGAAUGCCAGUGCAACCAACCAGUCUGACAGCUACCUGAGGAACAGGAUCCGAGAGUUAGAGACGGCAGAGAGGACUCUGCAGCAACAGCUCAAUCAGCUAGCCUCUGCCUCCCACCUCCACUGGCCCAGCAUGCAACACUGCCAGAGGCUGGACCAGAGGCUCCACAUGCUCAGGCAGGAGGUCAGGACCAUGACUCAAGAGAAGGAGCGAGGGGAAAGGUUGUGGAGGGAGCGUCUGCAGCGCUGCCAGAACCAGCUGAAGGCCAAAGAGGAGGAGAUGAGUCGCCAGUCCCAGUACUUUCAUAACUUUAAGACGCAGCUCCAGCACAAGCUCAGCCUCGCCCGGGACAGAGAGCAGAGCCUACAGAACCGGGUCCAUACCUUAGAGAAGCAGCUACUCGACAUGACGGUGUCUGCCGCCACCAACAUGGCAACUUUCACUGCUGUCAGCAUUACUGCUGGAUCUGCAACACACUGGGAAGAGCAUGAGCGACUUUUUUCCCUGAGGGGAGAGGGGGAAGGAGAAGAGGAAGGGGAAAAGAGGAAGAAGGAGGAGAUGAGGAGGCAAUGGCAACGGAGGUUGGGGCAUCAGAGAGAACGAGGACAAGAUGGGACUGAGGGAGAGAAAGAAGAAGAGCAAGCGAGCAAGGGUUCAAAUGAGACCAGGCUGCAAGGAUUCAUCCUGAGUCUGCAGGAGGAUCUCAGGGUGCUGCUGGAGAGAGAGGAGAAGGGGGUGGUGGAGCAGAGGGGGCUGAUGGAGCAGCUACAGGAGGCCCAAGAGAACAGCCACUUCCUGCACUGUAAGGUGGAGGAGAUGAAGGCGGAUGUGAGUCGGCUGAAGCUGUCAGAGAGCUCCCUGAUGGAGGAGGUGGAAGAGCUGAGAGAAGAGAACCAGAGACUCCAGCAGAGCCUCAGGGAAGCAGCCAACCAAACAGCCAGUCGGUCCACCGCAAGCCCUGAGUCUGCCUCCCCCAGUCCAGCCCCAGGUGCUGUGUCCCCCAUGCCCUUCUCAGAUAGUUCUACCACGGGACAUCGGGUGUGUUCAUCAGGUGGCUCUGGAAAGGUCCAACUAACCCUGGAUGAGCGAACAGGCAAGCCACAUUCAGCUGCAGUUACACCUGUCCACCACCAGGCCACAGCAGAGAGCACAAAGAAUGACACAGAGGAUCACUCUUCACAUGCCAAAUCAGACAUGUUGCCUUUACCCAAACCGGACCUCCUGAACCUCUCAGCCCACUUUGGCUCCAAACCUGACUCCAGCCUGCAGUCUCGCUCUUUGGCUGCAGAGACCGUCGAGGUGGGGGGGUUCAACCUGGGGACCUGGUGCUCUGGAGGGGCCCUAAACCUGGAGGAAAGCCCCAGUGAGGAGGCUGAUGCCCUAAGGGAGGCUUACAGGAGCCUUGGACUGGGUGAAGAUCUUGAUGCCCUCCAAGAGCAACGUGGCCUCCUGGAGGCGGCCCUGCAGCAGACACAGGAGCAGCUACAGCAGCUGGCUCAGGAGAACGCCCGGCUACAACUACAACUCAGGAAACAGGCAGAGGAACAGGAAGCAGAGGCAGGGCAGGGGUCAGCAAGAGAUAAGGUUAAUGGCAUGCCGACGCAGAGCAUAUCACACAUCUCUGACAGAGGUGACCAUCUCCUGUCCUCUCCCGCCCAAGACGACAUCAUCCUCACUCUCACUCAGGAAGACCUCACCCAGGCCCUGAAUCAGGAGAACCGGGCCUUAGCAGAGCGCAUCCGGGAGCUGCUGGCCCACAUUGAGCUCCGGGAAGGGGAAAGCCUCAGAGAGCUAAACCAGCUGAGGGAGCACAUCUCCAGGCAAGAGGCAGACAGAGCCAGGCUGGAGCAGGAGAUCCAGGAACAGGGAUGUCUGAUCACAGAGCUCACCAAGAAGACUGAGGAUGAUCUCAAUACGAUCAUGGAGCUUCAGCAGAGGUUAGCAGAGAGCAGGCAAAGUAUGGAAGAAUCACAAGGUCACACUCUGAUGCCCAAUAAAGAAAUGUAUGGAUUGCAGAGCAAAAAUAUUGCAGAAAUAUCAGGUAUAGGGAGUGCCCAAUUGAAGAAUCUAGAGGGAUGUGUGGACAGUUUGGUGGACAGUCUACUACAAAGUGAUGAAGAGCCACAGACAGUGUCCAGUCAGAACGAGGAUCAUUUGACCAACGCCUCAGCACUUGGCUCUCAAGAUAAUAAUUCUCUAUGCAACAGCGUGCAAGGAAGUACAUGUGCUAAUUCUUUGACUGGUCAAAUCGAUCAGCUGACCAAGUCAAUCCAGAGCCUCAAAGAAGAAGAAAAAGAACUGACUGGCUCCGUAGGUUCUUUGAGAGAGGAGCAGAGAGAGGUAGCUCUGUCCGUCCAAACUCAGACGGAAGAGAAACAGCAGCUAACUCGGACAGUUUGGGGAUUGAAGGAAGAGAGAGACCGCGUCACCCAGUCCCUCGCCAGUCUCAAACAAGAGAGAGAGCAGCUAACUAGGAUGGUGUGCGGGCUGAAAGAUGAGAGGGAGCAGUUUGUACGGUCCCUAAGUGGACGGGAAGAGGAAAAAGAGCAGCUAAGCAAGUCACUGUCUGGGCUUGAAGAAGAAAGAAAGGAAUUGUUAGAAUCUUUGUUGAAAGAAAAAGACGAGAGAGACCAAAUUGUACAAUCACUAAAACGUUUACAGGAAGACAGGGACCGGUUAAAGCAGGUAGUGUGCAAUUUGAAACAGGAGACAGAUGAACGGACAGAUUCCCUCAAGUGUCUGAAAGAGCGGAGAGACCAAGAAGAAUCACUGUACACUUCGAAAGAAGAACGAGACAAACUGAUGCAGUCAGUUCGCAGUUUGAAAGAGGAGAAAGAGAGAAUUGAACAUUCAAUCUCUAAUUUGACACAGGAAGAACAGCAGAUAGUGCUUUCACUUCAGGGCCUAAGAGAGGAGAGAGACAACCUCCAGUUCGAGGUCGCUGCUGAGGGACGGAGUCAGACGCAGCAUCUUUCCUGUCAGAGCAAGACUUAUGCAACAAAGAAGGAAGAGGCUACAGUGUUUGGGACAGGAGAAGGUGCUGCACAGAAACAUCUGACUGCUACCUACAAAGGGACGUUCACACAGCAGGGUUUGGGUGGAAACCAGGAGCAAAGCGAUCUGAUUAGGGAGAUUGAAUCUUUGGGGGCAAAACUCAAGAAGUCACAAGAGGAACUGGACAAGACCCAUUCAGAGACCAAACGGUUGCACAGUGAACUGCAUCAGUCAGAAGCCAAGAGGGAGGAGACAGAGAGGAAGGCAGCUCAAGCAGCUAGUGAGGUGAAAAGGAUGACAGAUGUAGCGAAUCAAAUGGAAGAGACCAGGAAGGAAAAUGACAACCUCACAACUCAGGUGAAGGAGCUGCAGAGCAGACUGACAGGCCUGGCCAGGGAAAAAGCUGGUGCUCUGUCACUGAAGGCACAGAUGGAGCAGCAAUUCAGGGUGCUUGAGGCUCAGCUCAAAUCCAAGACAGUGGCUCUAGAGGAGCUGAACUCGGAGUAUAUCACUCUGAAAAGGCAAGGGAGCAAAGGGGAGUUGAGCUCUACUCUCAUAUCACUCCGGUCACGCUACGAUGACAUCAGAGCUAAGUACGAUGUGCUGCUGAAAAAGAAGAGCCAAACUGAUCUGGAUAUAGCUCCUUUAAAGGCCAAACUGUCGUGCCUGGUGGUGAAGUGUCAGGAGAGAAACAGCCUCUUGGUCCAGAUGAUGAGAGCCAUGCACAGGCACGGCUGUCUGGACUUCACACUGUCACAGCAGGUAGAGCAGCUGCUCAGUGACGCUGCCCUGCAGGACUACACAGCAACAUUCACACUAGGCGCUGCUGCAGAGAUCCUGGAUUACAGUAGUGGGAUUACACCAGGAUUUAUGUUCAAAAUUCAGGAUUAUGAUAGUGGAUUCACACCCGACCAAAGAUACUCGUCUGUAUUCCCACCUGCUGUUCAAGGUGCUAAUCCACAACACAAAAAUCAGUUCACCCAUGAAGCUGGAGCAAAACACCAAGAACAAAAAAACGGAUCCAUCACAGAUCUUCAGGACUGUAGAGGGGAAGUUAUAGUGACACCAACAGGAACGCUAAAGAAAAAUGCCAACUCACCAGUGCCAACUUCAGCAAUGCAAGAGCAUGCCAAUGUGCGGGCGCCACCAUCAGCUGUUGCUCCAGCACAGAUGGAGAGUGCCAGUAAUUUAAUGCCAAGUAGCUUAACACAGCCAUGUCUCUCUGUCAGUGGACUAGUCCAAGCAACAAGUCGUCCAGAAGUGAAAGGGGAGUCCUCCACAGGCACGGCCAGCCUCUCAGAGGAGAGGGGGACCUUCCUGGGUGCUGCUACCUCAUCCCCAGACAGAUGUGUCAGUCUGUGCAGGAGGCUAAGUAGCCCUGAGAAGAUCAUCAGCCUCCAUGAGCAGCUGCAGAAGACUCUCUUGAGCAGCCACACACAGACACAGGCACCAGUGGUCAGAGAGAGAGGGCUGCAGACAAGGAAAAGCCUGUCAGAUUCGGCCGCUGCAGAGCUCGGCCUGACUUCUCAGACUAAGAUCCAGAGCCUCACUGUCAAUAUUACAAGUCCCAUCCCUGUCCCAGUCACCACUGCUAAACACGCACCACAAGUACCAACUAAACCUGUAACAACGAAUCCAUCAACAACGUUGUUCACUGCAGUCGCCUCUAGAUCUGCCAACAUUACAUUCAGCCCCAGCAUGUUUACUCACACUCUCUCUAAAGCAGCCACAGACACUACGAUAACUUCAGCUAUUUCUAGCUCCUCCUGCUCUCUUGUUACCACGUUGACAACGAGCAAAGCUAAAUCCACCACAAACAGGAGCAUUUAUAGUUUUAGUACCCCCACUGUACCAAUAUCCUCAAAGCCAACAAGUCCUACUAUCCCUGUAGCAUCUGAUACUUCUACACUUACAAAUACAAAUGUAACUCCUAGGACCACUGCCUCGAUUACUGAUGCUGUGUGCUCUGCAGCAGCUGUCCCUACUGUCUUAAAAAUUCUGUUACUAAUCCAAACACCACUGCCUCAGACAGCACUGCCCCUAGCACACCAACUGCCCCCAAGGUACAUUUUUCUAAUACGAUGUCUAAAACUGAUGGUGCUGCACCUAUAUAUAAAGCUUUUGGAUCUGGCAUGGGCUGCACUGAAUUUGCCCCUCGCUCUCCUGAGAGAUACUACAUGCCUGCCAGAAGGUCCACUACUGCUUCUCCAGAGCCAGGCAGAAGCCAGACCAAAACCAGAGGCUCCAGCAGACGUUGGCUCUGUCGAGGUCAUCAGAACGGUGGGCCAGAGCAGCCUCAUGAUUGGCUGGGAGAGACCUGCACUCGACGACCUGGGCUGCAGUAACGGCACCUUCGUGUAUGGAUAUAGGGUCUACGUAGAUGGGGAUUUCCACAAAUCUGUCAUGAGCUCAGCAUGCACCAAGUGUAUUCUAGAGAAUAUUGACCUGAGCGUCCCGGUCCACAUCAGUGUCCAAACCCUGGGCUCUAACGGUCUGACUUCAAACAGGGUCCAUACCAUGUACAGGACCCUCCAGCUGCACUGACUCACAGCCUUCCUCUCCUGGUCACAACCUGCCACACACACACAGACACAGCGGCCCAGGUCAGCAAUGUGUGGCCAUCUAUAGCUACAGCCCUCUGAGGGACAGUCCUAACUUUCACCCCAGCAGAGAGCUGGCUCUGCAUGAGGGGGACACCGUCGCUUUGCUAGGCAACGCUCGCCAGCCACCGUGGCUUCUGUGAGGCCCGGGGUAGCCAAUAAGAAACACUCAUCUCACAAGGUCAUCGCCCACCACUGAGCGUGCAGUGACUCAUGGUUGGCCACUGUCACUAUGAACUUUAAAGUGGAGACACAACUCACUUCGUAAAGACCAAGGGGCAUGAUUUCCAGUGUAUCUACAUGUUCAAAGUCAGUGCCUGGAGAGGACUCGCAUCCAUAUCUUUGUUGGACGAACUUCCUGUUUCCUGAGUCCACGGACAGGGCAUUUUAACUACCAAUCAGAGCAAUUGGCAGAUGAAUGAGCAAAGCGGCUGCCAAUCAAAAGAGAAGAAUCCGACGCAAAACCGCUAAAGUAUAAAUCACUGAAAAUGUUUAAGAAGGCAGUGACGCCAUCAAAAUCUGCCUGUGACAUCAACACCUCUGAACAUUACUCAGACAGGACACAAACAGGAAGGUGGUGUGCCGCAGCUGCACUCUCUUACACGGUGCAAAACAUGUCGCGGGAUUAUGUGUCAUCUUGAACUUGCGAAGACCCCCACUGCUGUCUCUGUGGAUUCUGUCAAAAAUGGACAUUUGUGAAAAUUGCCUUUUGUGACAGCAACCUCUAUGACGUGCCGAAGCAACAUCGUACCCGAAGGUCAUCUUACUUGAUUCUCAGACAUCAAGCCAAAUAUGAGGGAAAAAAAAGGCGGUUCAUUCCAAAGAUUUUUCUGUUUUUCCUUUCCCCUCAUAGCUCCGAGGUAUUGCUUUAAACACAGAAGCCAGAUGUUAUUUUAGUUUUGAAAUUUGCACACAAUCAUCUCAAACAAGAAAAAAAGAAAGAAAAAGAGAUUAUCACUAAUAUUUUUUUGUAGAGAAUAUUAUUAAAAUAUGCCAGUGGUAUAUUGAAAACAGUAUAGCAUAUGUUUUUUUUUUUUUUUUUUUGUAUGAGUGACACUUUGAUCUUCACAUCUCAAAAGGAAUUCUAUAUGCACGCUCAUUCUGUUUCAUGUUUCCCACAAUGUUCACAACACACACACAUGGUGUCCUUUCACAGUGUAUGUAUGGGUGUGGAGUGACCAUGGUACGGCAAAGGUAUUUUUCUAUCAGUAAUUGUUUACUGGUUUCUCACUGGUUCCUUUCAACUGUACAGAGAAUAAAUGUUUAUAUGGUAACUGGUA
Messenger RNA from Myripristis murdjan (pinecone soldierfish), 7430 nucleotides. RefSeq names its product rootletin-like. The record is from RefSeq and is a predicted model, not a curated record. Lineage: Eukaryota; Metazoa; Chordata; Actinopteri; Holocentriformes; Holocentridae.